GCCAGCGCGCGGUGGGAGAGAGAGACUUCGUUCUAGAGCUCCCGUGAGGACGAUGGAGCGGGGCAGUUCCUGGCGGCUCACGGUGGUCGCCGGCACCCUUGUCUGCGCGUCCCUCUUCUCGCCGCCCGCCGCCGCGCUCAAUGUCGGCGUCCAGUCCGCCGGCGACGACGCGAGCAAGCAGCAGGCGUGCAGCCGCACGUGCGAGUCGGACCACUGCACGACGCCGCCGUUCCUGCGGUACGGCAAGUACUGCGGCAUCAUGUACAGCGGCUGCCCCGGCGAGCCGCCGUGCGACGCGCUGGACGCCUGCUGCAUGCACCACGACAACUGCGUCCAGGCAAAGAUGGACUACCUGAGCACGGCCUGCAACGAGGCGCUGCUGGACUGCCUGGCCAAGCUGCGGGAGGGCACGUCCACGUUCGAGGGGAACAGGUGCAUGAUCGACCAGGUCAUCGACGUGAUCUCGCUCGUCAUAGAGGCCGCCGUCGUCGCCGGCAGGGUGCUGCACAAGCCCUAGCCGCACGCGCCGGGGCGCCGGGCGUGGUGGGCGCGCAGGGACAUGUGUAGCACAGCAGCCUGCGCCCUGCGGUUGGUGGGUGGCACACAUCUUUUUCGUGCUUGGGCAGGGUGGCGGCGUCCUGGACGGGGGCCCGGGCGGCGUCGGCUCACAUGGCAGCUCGUGUCGUUGUGUGCCUACUAGCUGGCUAGCUCCCAGUCCCUCAGCCCGGCGGCCUAAACCGACGACAAGAUAUAUGGAGAUCACUCCUUAAAGAAAGCUUCUUUGGUUUUAAGCAACUCGUGUCCCUAUCACACUGUAUUACCGUACAAGUAUAAAGAAAGUUUCCUCUUGCU
This is a messenger RNA of Zea mays, 852 nucleotides long. RefSeq names its product Phospholipase A2-alpha. Lineage: Eukaryota; Viridiplantae; Streptophyta; Magnoliopsida; Poales; Poaceae. Bases 53 to 517 code for a protein of 154 amino acids. Gene Ontology annotation, molecular function: A2-type glycerophospholipase activity. The record is from RefSeq and is marked provisional. Gene Ontology annotation, biological process: arachidonate secretion; phospholipid metabolic process. The transcript has 4 exons.